UUCGCUUCCCUACAAGGAAUAGAAUAGAUGAGCUAUCGAACUACCUUAUUAGCUAUUAAAAUUCCAUAGGUAGUUCCUUGCGGAAUCUGUUUCGCCAAUUUGAGUAGCCACUUUCACAAGCUGUUCACUCGUCAGCUGGUCGCUAUACGCGAGCCUACGCCGAAAGUACCAGCGAAAACUCGUUUGUGGUUGAGCUCCGACUAUCAACAAUCUACCCAAGCUAAUCACAUGUUCACGAUACACAAGGACUUCUAAUCAGAAGAGGACGCCUGGAGUGAAAACAGAACAUAUUUUUGGAAUACACGUUUUCAUGUAUACAACACUAUUAAUCCCGUAUACAGAUUAAAAUCAAAUACGCGCUCAUAAUCAAAAGUAGUCGUAGCUCAUCCCUGCGCUCCAUAUUUAUAAUGUACAGUGAGUGUUCAUAAGCGUGCGUGUUGCUUAUAUUGGUUUGUAGACGGGACCGAAACGGUUGAUGCGUAUAAGAGUGAGAGACAUACAAAGCUUCUUAAACAAAACAAAAUGCCCGCCAGUGCCUAGAAUCAGCCGACUACGAGCGUAGCAUCGAACUUUGCGAAGCAAUCUUGAAGCAAGAGACCGAUCACUAUACCGCACUGCUCCUCCUUGGUGCCGCAGCGACCGCAUCAGCUAAUUCGGGUGUGUCAUAUCUCCUAAUCAAUCUGUUUCGUAACCGAUUUAUUUAACAGUGACAUUUUCUUGAUAAAACUAUAUUGUAAUUUACAUUACCUUGUAAUAGAACAUAGAUCAAACGAAUGGUUAUUUAUAUAAUUAUUGUAGAAAGAGGCAGCGCUGAUUUAAACUGAUUGAAGAGUAUAAACUUUAAAGUUACAGGUACAGAAAGCAAUUGUCUAAGACGCAUUCCUAGGUACGCUGAGCCUACCGGACAUAAUCGUCUAUCUGAUAUCGAUCUACGCACUGUUGUCUUAACAGCGCACAAAGCUGCUGCUGUUUAAGUAGUAAAUUUUUGGCUGAAAUCAUAAUUGGUAUUCCGUAGUUGAAGCAUUUUCUCUAUCAAAUUUUUACCCAAGCAUGUUGCAAGAGCUGGUAACCUUACAAUAAGGUUACUGUCAUCGAUUGGAAUUCAUGGCAUUACUGUCAGUAGGUAUUUGUAGAUAAGGACAUAGGCAUAUGAUUCAGAUACACAAGGACAAAACUGAUCGAAACUAGGUAGUUGUUAAGUUUUGGCCUUAGAGGUUGAUGAAAUGUCGAAUUCUAGAUGUUGCAAACAUAGCACAAGUUGUGUAUCAUGGUAUUGCCUUAAUUUAUUGAACUAUUAACCCAAAAGCGGUGUCAUAUUUUGAAAUGUCAUUUUUCCUGCAUCACCUCUGUCCAUCUAUAAAUCAUUUACAUUUGAUGCCCAUUUGACAGUUCGUUUGUAAUGCUCGUAGUGUUCAUUACUAGAGAUCAUUCAAUAAUCGCUCGCAUUUAAAUAUUCAACCAUUUUUUAUACAUUUGUAAAAGCAGGGUAAACCUCGUCUAUAUAUAUACACGGCCAUCUGGUCAAGAGUGCUGCAUUGAAAUAAAUCUUUCAUACUACAGGUUUUACACGCUUAAGGUUUUACUUAAACACAAAAUUUGUAAGGUAUACUUUUUUCGACUUACUCUCUCCAUGGCGUUUUUCACUUCGCUCAAUCCACGAUAUUAAAUCCUUUAAAAAAAAAGUCAGUGAUUUUCGCGGCCUACAUGCCCCAUCAAAUAGUUAGUUUUUUUCGAAUGUAAACGCUUUUCGUGAAUAGCCUGGAUUUACGACAAUCCGCGCUCGUUAAGCAAGCCUAAAAAACAUUCGUCAAAAAUAUGGCUAAAUGUAUGCAAAAAAUCGUCACGAUAAAAGCCAACGGAGUCCGUCUUCUCUAUAUUGCAUCCAAGUAAAAUCUUAAACGUAUAUAGUGAGUAAUAAAUAAGAUUUAUGUAGGCAGAAUUGUUUUUUAUUGACGUCAUUUUGAACUUGCUUCCGAGUCGCUGAUCGGACACUGAUAGUAUAUAUAUCGACUAGCCACUGAAGUUUUUAUACCAGCUAUAUAUACUAGCUGCAAUUUAUUGUUUGAGCUUAGCGACCUUAACAAUAUAUCUCUACAAUUUCUUUUGCAUUCUAAAACUUUGACCAUGGUAAUUAUUGUUAUUAUAUAUAUAUAUAUAUAGAUAUGUCUUAUAUGUUAUAUUAUGUUAUAAUAUAUAUAUAUAAUGUUUAUGAUAGUACAGCAAUAAUAAGAAAAAAAUUAAUUGCAUCAAAAUUAUCUUACAAAACCUCUUAUUAUAUUCACAUCUUAUGCCAUCAAUUUCAAGCAUCUACAGUCUUGCAGACAGCUCCUACACCGCCUGGAGUCUCAACUUCAUUAUAUUUACACUCAUAAUUAUAUCGAUUUAAUGAUAUAUGGGAACAUUCGUAAAAUAUUUAUUUAUUAACAUGAAAUACUUACGUUAGGUUAUCCUAGACGAAUGUAAAUCGUAGUUUAAAACUAGACGAGACCAUCGUGCGCCUACAUUGUCCUAUAUCAACGAUUUGCUGAUAAAUAUCGAACAUAUUUUUUUGUUAUUGGCUACAGUCGUUCCUAUUCUCUUGCCGCGUUACCUUCGUACAUUUAUUCUAUGAUCCUGUUCUAGCUAUUGGCUACGUCUAAUCUGAGCUGCAGCUGGUUAAGGAUUACUUCGUUACGGUGAUCCGUGGCCUUUCUACUGGUAUAUGCUUAACACCUUUCUAUCUCAAUUAGGUCGUUCCUUGGUGUCGUUCCACGCAAUUAAUACUAUGACGCAUGCGGUCUGUUGUGAAAGAAAACACGUAUAGAAAUACCUAUAAAUAGAUAAAAAUAAACAAAGAAGAAAAUACAUAUACUUCCAAAUUUCCGUAAAGGAUAUUUCAAACCUAAUAACUUCUGCACGACUAGCAUUGUCGAAUCAAGUCUCAAUUUUUUUGUCUGCGUCAUUCUUUGUGCAGAUCAUGCUGCGAAAGCACUCAAAGCACUGGUGCGUGCCACAGAGAUUAAAAAGGACCAGAAGGCGCCUUGGCAAGGUCUGCUCAGACUUUUAAGAAAACACCCGGAACUGGACAGGCCCUUUUACCGAAAGGUCCUUCAAAGGGUUAUUGACACCACCAUGGAUGAGAAGAUCUGCAGACUUCUCUACGUUGAAAUGGCCGAACUCGACGCUGAUUGGAAACUUCUUGAUAAAAGCUUUACUGCGGGCGUUGAAGCCGAGGAUAUGUCAGUUGUCAAUCGGAUCGCUCAAGUGGCUUUGGAUCUUUUUGACAGACGACAAUGUGUUCCGGACAAUAUUGAACUGCUUCGGAAACUAACGAAGAUAAAAACUCUCAAUCCAGACGUGCAGGUACCGUUGAUUUUGAGGUACAUGUUUCUACUCCCGGCUACGGAAAUUGAGCCGGAAUUUUCAACGAUUUCGUCAGGACUGUCGACUGACAUUGUUGAUAAGCUGGCAGUAGAAAUUUUUGUGGAACGAGAAUUGGCUGUUAUUCAGCCUCAAAGAAUUCAUAAAGCAUUGCAGGCACAUCCCAAGAAGGAACUUCCCAAGUACAUCAUUAGCAAGGCAAAACUGUGUUUAAUUGCUAACGAUAUCUCUGGUCUCGAAGAAGCUUGCCAUGUCCUUCUCGAUUUAGACGCGUCAAACUAUGACGCCUGGAAAUUACGGCUUGAGGGUCUUAUGCGAACACGCCAGUUUCGCGAUGUCGAAACAACAGCAAAAGAGGCUAUUCGAGUUUGCAACAAGGAGCAUGUCGGCUAUCUCCUAAUUUAUAUAGCACGUGCGCUACACGGACAGUGUCGGUAUCGCGAGACGUUGACAGUUCUUGACCGAGCAGAGAAGGUUGGAGGAAAAGCUCGCGCAGCUCUGCGAAUUCAAUGCCUUCUUGAAACCGGGAAGGUUCGAGAGGCCUUAGAUUUAUCGGUAGCUUCCGGUGAACAGGGAUGGGCACUUCAAGCCCGAAUGGAGCUUGGAGAAGAGCUGAAUUUAGACAAUUCCGAACUUAAUGCAUAUGGAAUGACAACUGCUAUUCGAUAUCUAAUGUAUAAAAUGAGGCACAACGAUGCCUUGAAAGUUGCCACGGCCGCCAUCAGUCGAGAUGGCCAGAAUACGGAGCUAAUGACUCUGCUUGGCGAAGCCUACUUGGCGUUGGGGCAUCCAGUUCAGGCUGUAAAAUGCUUACAACAAAGCUUUCUUGCGAACCAGUAUGAUGAUCGGACGGGAAAGUUGUUUAGUAGAACACUUCGAUUACUUGGAAUUCACGACCAGAAUCUUUGUCUUCUUGAGUCAGUUACGAAGGAUGGCACGAUACACGAUGGCAACUGUUGGGCAUUUGCAGAGUUGGGUUUGUAUCAUUUGGAGCACGGAGAACCGGUCAAUGCCGUAGGUCCCCUUCAGAAGGCUAUUAACUUGAAACCGUGUUCAUUAGUGUUCGAACUACUCGCAGAAGCAUACGCGGCACGAAAAAGUUUUGCAGCAGCGGUCCUCUGUUUUUCCAAGAGCAUCGAAUUAGGAAGUGACCACGAGGCAUUCGUUAAGUACAGGUUGGCCUGUAUCGCUCGAGAUCAAAAUCAGCUCGAAGAAGCUAUAGAAUUAUUCGAGGAGGCUUUACAAGCGGAUCAAACAUCAGCUUUUUGCGCUCAUGAUAUGGCGCAAACAUGCCUUGUUCUUGCCCGCAACAAGCUUCGGGAGGCUCUGCGUGGACCAGCCAGACGCUUCCUGAGUCGCGGACUUGUCGUCGCUGCUCAGCCGAUCUGUGGUGGCCAUAGCAGGGUUGUAUGCCUCUGGAACAUACUUGGAGACAUAAUGAUGCAAGCAAUGGAGAGUAACCUAGAGCUACAACCUCCUACGGACACCAAACUGCGCAUGCUACUAGGCCUUUCAGAAGACGAUGCUGUUCUAAGGCCUGACAAACUGUGUGCUCUAGCAGAAAAGUGCUUUAUGCGAUGUUUGUCAUUGAAUUCCAAUUUACCUAAUGUGUGGCAUAACAUGGCUGUCAUGUCCGCCGCCAAAGGAGAAUUCGACCAAAGUUUGUCCUGUAUGAAACGGGCCAUCUCUCUUGAUCCCAAGUCGGCCCACCUAUGGAGCUCAUUUGGUGUUUUGGCUGUGCGAGCGAAACUUUCACCCAAAUUCGCACAAUCGGCUUUUAUCCGCGCACUUGCCAUAGAUCCCGAUCUCGCACCUGCCUGGACAAAUCUCGGUUUCAUUUACAUGAAGAGCGGUUUACUUCAUGAAGCUAACCAGUGCUUUACACGAGCUCAAGCUGUUGACCCGUUAAAUCUCGAAUGCUGGCUUGGUCAAGCCACAUUGGCAGCUACUGUAAAACAUUUUGACGCCUGUGAUCUCUAUCGACAUUCAAAUCAGCUUCGCCCUACAGGUGAAGCUCUAGUCUGUCAUAUGGCAAUCCUAAGCAGCCAAAACAACGUUAAGGAAACAAUGCCGAAGGAUGUGCCUGAGGAAAUGGUGAACGCCUGUGAAAGAUGUAUGGAUUCAUUUGAAGGACAUAAUGCCUGUGCCACUGCUGGUUAUGUGCUUCUAACACAUGGUUUAACUAUCGAGGCCGAGACAGUAUUAUCCCGUUGUGGAUGCUCAACUUGUCGCAUACUAAUGGCACAAAGUGCGGCAAUUCGAGAAGAUUGGCAGGAAUGCUCCCGUCAGCUUGAUGGUUUGGAAGGCGAAGAAGUCGAAAAACUGAAGGCUUACAAAGCAUGGAAAGUAAACGGACAACUUGACAAGGCUGUCGCACUUGUUCCUGAACUGGGAGAGAUCUACGAUAACACAAAGACAAGCGUGGAGUUAACACGUAAGUCUCUUGAACGAGCUGUGCGUCAAAAUCCUCGAUGUGAAAAAUCCUGGCGCCGACUAGCAGAGUGUCUUAUCGAAGAGGGCCGGUGGAAGACUGCAGUACGUGUCACUGAAUUUAUGGCUCCACCCCAUCAGCCUGAAGGGCUUCUGUUGUGGACGGUAGCACAUGCAAUGGCUGAUCGUAAACGAAGUGCGUACAGCGCGGCUGCGAGUCUCGUGCGUAAUUUUCCUGAUAAACCCCAGCACUGGACGCUGCUUCGAUGGACUAGUUUGGCGAUCGAGAAGCGCAACUUACCUAUACCCGACCAUUAUGAAGACGUGAACCAAGCAGAUUGGAAGGAGUUUGCGAUCAAAGUGAGGACGCUGGAUGACACACUCAAAAGCGGCAAAGUUCCUCCACCUCGAGUAUUGACCAUCGUUGAGGAGACCACUGGCGAACAUCAAUGUCGAAAGCUGAUCGAACUCCUGUCUCAGAAGAAGAUUACAAAGACAUUUUUCACACUAGCUACAGGUCUACUUAAAGCCGAUCCGCAGUCUGAGGCCGGACUAUUUUUGACAGGGCUAUGGUCAGCGGUCAACGGCUCGAAGGACUUGUAUAGUCGGUGUUUCAAUGCUUUGCCCUGUCAAGGUUCCCUCAAGAAGCUCUUAGAGCAGCAACAUAGCUAUGUGCAAAAAUCCGAAGCAGCCUUAAGAGGAGCGCACUUAGAAUAAAUACUUGAUUGUUAUUUUAAUACCGGUUCAAAAAUUCCUAUAUAUAUUUUAUUGUAUCAGUAAAUAGGGCUGGUGGAUUAGCUGUGUGUGUUUCCACUAGUGGUGACACACUAGCGAGUGAAGACCUUUUUUGAGUCCUUUGAAGACCUUUGAGCCCCUCAUAAGUAUUUGGAACGCCGAGUUUCUGUAUGGCAUACACGAACGUGUGUUACACACAAACAUCAUCUUUGUUGUUUCAAUUAAAUAAAGGUGAAAGGGCCCCAAGUUUGCAAUUACA
Molecule: messenger RNA, 6784 nt
Organism: Varroa destructor (honeybee mite)
Lineage: Eukaryota; Metazoa; Arthropoda; Arachnida; Mesostigmata; Varroidae
Product: superkiller complex protein 3
Biological process (GO): nuclear-transcribed mRNA catabolic process
Cellular component (GO): Ski complex
Molecular function (GO): protein binding
Source: RefSeq, a predicted model, not a curated record